AUUAUGGAGAAGACAGUGUUAUAAUGACAAUUCAUCACCUCAGUCAUUUUCAUACCAUUUUAAAACAUCACUGAGCGAUUACUCUGCUUUUUGGGGGGAGAAUUUUAUAGGUCAGUUGAAGGAUUCUGCAAGUAGCCGAGCAAAACCUUUGCCUCAAAUUGUGAAUCGCCUCAGUGCUUCGGACUUAUCAGACACUGCAAAGGUCAGACCUCAUGUUGAAAUUCGUGAUGUGAAAGUUGAAAAACGGCCUGAGACGAUUAAGAUCAGUUCUGAACAAUAUUCAUCAGUGAAAUCAGUGACUUAUAAUGACAUGGUGCUAUAUGCUGUGGAGCCUAACAAUGUGGUGGAACUAACCUCAGAGACAUUGUUUGUUAUUUCCAAAUUAUGGGUUAAAACAAAGUGCCUGUAUAGUGAAAAAUCACCUAAUGACAUUUAUUUAAAUGGAUUUAAAAUACACUCCUUCAAUGACGUAUUUGACACUCCCUGUCGCUCCAGAGAAAUCGGCAUCUUCGCGAUCGAGAGAUUAGCAGGUUCACGUGGGUCGGUAACCGGCAGCGAUGUGAGAUCCAAGUGCUUAGUGAUGAAAAUAAAAGAAAAAUAUUAUGCUGUGUCUUUAUUGCAUUCAUAAUAUCUAGUUGUUUCUAUGUAAUAAUUUGUAAAUCCUACAAUCGUAACAAUCAAUUAAUCGUUCUAGUUUAAAAAAUAUUUCAUCGUUUCCUAGCUCAGCUUUCUCAAUCCUGCAAGUUUGUUGGGUAUGAGUGUGGACCUCUCUUGUCGCGACGAUGCGCAUGAGCCUCAACGGGGGCUGUUGGCGGGGGGGUAUGCGUGUGGAGAAACUGGACGGGAGAGUGGAGCCAGAGGACCUAGGCCUCUUGGGCCCUGUCCCCUGUUCCUCCUCGCCCUCUCAUACGGUUGCUUCCUGCGGGGAUCGCAGAUCCCGCGAGGCCUCGGCUUUCAGCCUAGCUUGGCGGGCCCUGCGUUUCUCCGCGCCCGUCCGCCCCUUCUUUCUUUUACCCUGGGUGGGGUCAGCGACAGCGGGCCCACCAAUGGUCGGUCCCUCUGAGGCUGGCUCCCCCUCUACCUCCUUCCUUCCUCCUUCUCCUCUACCCGAAAGCCUCUGCCGUUCCCUCAAGGAGGGCACCGUCAUCGGCGUUAACAUUUUUACUAAAAGUUGGGUCCAUAAAAUUCCCAUGAGUACCCACGAAAAUACAGUCCACCCCCGCAGAGUCUGGAUACGGAGGUAAGGCAUGAAUACAAUGGGGUGCUGCCUGGUUCCCCAAGGGUAUCGUUCGAGACACUGUUCCCCAGUGCCAUUCAGCCCUCGGCACGAUUACUUCCACCUUGGCUUGGGGCGUCUGGUCCGCGGCGAUGCCUUGGGUCUUCCUGACGGGGCUUUACUCCUGUAGGUCGACGUUAUAGCUGUCGCUAGCCUGGUUCCGAAGUGGGCCCAAGGAUCCUGGAUUCAGGUGCUGUUACCCAGCUUCCUGUCUCCGUCCCCGAGGUACCACCCAUUCUCUGGCCUUUCCCGCUAUCCGCCACCUGGGAACGCGCUCAGUCGGUGACUCGACCGUCCCUUUCGUCUCGUCUAUAGAGCACGUCAGGGGUGAGUCUUCUUUAUUAUAGAAAAAAUAAUUACCUACUCUUUACAGAAAUUUACGACAAGGCCCAAAGGAGGAUCAAACGCCUUUAUAAAAAACGUUACAAUGUCGACUCAACAGAUUCAGAGACUGACAUCAAUCGACAUAGAAAAUUAUGCAAAAAUCGAGUUGCAGUGAUGGCAAGGCGAACUUUUUCUUUAUUGGGAGAAUCUGUUGAAGAAAGAGAUUCGUGUACAUCAAGAAAACCGACCAUUCAUGAAGCUGAACAGUCAAGGGAUAAGAAUCAACCGAUAGAUAAUGGCCCAGCGGGGGCUGGAACAUCACAAGGCGGAAUGGCGUCCAGUGAGACGAAAAAUGAUAAAAAAUCAGCGUUGAUAGCUCGUCUCACAAACCUACGGGAAGGGCCAUAAGCGAUCCUCUGAAACAAUUUUUCGUAGAUUACUGUGAUGCGAAAUUGGACCUUGCCGUAUACACACUCCGUGAUGAUUAUACAAACUUAAAACGAUGCAGCCAGUAUGAUCUAAGCAAGAAAAUGGAGGAGCUUAAGACCACCAUGGUCAUGCAUCAUGUUGCUGGAGAUCAACCCAUGGUGUCUCCUAGAGAAUGGUUAUCCACAGAAUUUCCCAUCAAGACAUUGGAAGAAUUCCUGGACUUCGAGAGGACUCUAGACCCAAUGCAUGAGGAUAAUUUGGCUGAUCGUGGAAAGGCCUUGAGCAAGCGGGUCAAGCUUAUUUUAUGACUGUUCUAACGAACAAGGAAUCAAAUUAUGCUGCAGACAUUAAGAAGAUUCUCAAAGAGAUGAUCGCCAAGGACGUCCAACUUAAUUAUAGUGGCAUAGGUCGUGUUGUGAAAGGAAAGGGGAAAAAAAAUUAAUGCAACAAUGACUUUUGCAUAUUUUAUUAAGACAAAAUAUAAAGACUCCAAGCUGCCAUUGAAGAUUAUCACGAUUACCAGUGAUUGGCUAGCGACAGAGAUGGAGGAUGCAUGCAGCGUAAAAAGGACAGAAGUCAGAGAAAUUGAACCAUGGCUUACCAGGUAGCACAGGUUUUUAUGUUGUAUUCAGAGUCAAUUCGGACGAGUAACAAAUCUCAUAUUUUAUUUUUUAUGUGGAGCUUCCGAAAUAUAUAUAAUCCAUUGUGAUAAGUGUGGUCAAGUCCAGUUAAAGUUUGUAUUCUUUCUAUUUAAUAAUUUCAGAAAUGUACAUUUUCGUGAUUUCUCGUUUUUUUCGGGAAAGCUCAACCGAAAUCGUCUUUUUUAAUUAUAUUCAUUGGACAUGUCAAAUUUAUAAAGUAUUUCCUCUCGUUCAAGCUCAGGCACUCAAGCACUCACACAUAAAGGGCAAUCGCUCGCUUUGGCCCUCAUUUACCUAUUGUACAAUAAUUAUAAAUACGUAUUUUAAAUAUAGAGAUAGGAUAAAUAGGUUAAGGGUGUAGGUAUAAGGAAAUUAGGUUUAAACCCAUGAUUAGAUAAAUAAGGUAGAAUUAAGAGUUAAUAUAAGAAUGCAUAUGAUGGGAAAUGUAUGGGAGGGGAUUGGAAGUCCAUUGUAACCCGAAAGGGAAUCAAUAAAACUUAUGAUAUUUAUAAAGUAUUUCAUUUCAAAGUACCACGACAACAUUAAUGUCCUCCAUGAACCGGAUUUUGGAAUGUGUGAUGCACAUUCAAUUCUUCUCAACCUGAUUUGUUUUUUGUUUCUUUUCUUAGAUUUGUUAAUAAUGAUAAUUAAUUUUUUUUCUUUUUCGUUUCAUAAAAUGCGAAAAAAUCGAGUGGGCCACUUCCAAUCCAGUUAAAUAAUUUUAUUAUUUCUUUUUGUUUGUUUGCUGUGACAGAAUUUCAUUCCGAAAGAACGAUGAAAUGUAAAAAUAUUAGUUUUUAUUUUUUAUUGAAAGUUUAUCAAUGUUUUCGUUGAAAUGUUGACUAGAUUAAGAAAAACGUCCUCAUGUUCAUUAA
Molecule: messenger RNA, 3545 nt
Organism: Diachasmimorpha longicaudata
Lineage: Eukaryota; Metazoa; Arthropoda; Insecta; Hymenoptera; Braconidae
Exons: 5
Coding region: 311-628 (105 amino acids)
Source: RefSeq, a predicted model, not a curated record